Messenger RNA from Hippocampus comes (tiger tail seahorse), 2249 nucleotides. RefSeq names its product kelch repeat and BTB (POZ) domain containing 3 (gene kbtbd3). NCBI's taxonomy places the organism in Eukaryota, Metazoa, Chordata, Actinopteri, Syngnathiformes, Syngnathidae. Gene Ontology annotation, molecular function: protein binding. The transcript is spliced from 10 exons. The record is from RefSeq and is a predicted model, not a curated record. Bases 116 to 2038 code for a protein of 640 amino acids.
CUUCCGUCCAAAACAAAAGCAUUCAUGUCAGCAUAUACUGUAACGUAAAUCUUUAAAAGUCUAUGGACUUCCCGUAAAUAUUAUAAGUUUAUAACAUUAAAAAUGACAUUAGCGUAUGGUAUUGCGUAGCUACAAGCAAGUCACAGUAUUUCCGAGUUCUCGCGGGAUAUCACGUUUCCGGAAAGUACAAGCGAGCUCUAUCCAUGGUUCUGCUACUAUGGCUGAGCAGAAAGAGUCUUGCACCGAGAUCCGAGAACGACAUACGCUGCUGCAGGUUUCAAACUCACAUGCACUUCAGUUGCUGGGUGUUCUUAGGUCUUUUCGGGAGCGAGGCCUUUUAUUUGAUUUCACCAUAAAAGUCCAGGAACACAGUUUCCCCUGCCAUCGCUGUGUUCUUGCAGCAUGCAGCGAUUUCUUCAGGGCCAUGUUUGAGGCGGCUAUGCGAGAAUGUGAUGAUGGUUCAGUAACACUGUGUAACCAGUCUCUGGCUGUGGUGGACUCCUUCCUGGAUUUUGCCUACUCUGGCGAGAUUCUUAUUACAGAAGGAAAUGUAGACUCACUGUUUCAGCUUGCCUCCUUUUUGCAGGUGUCAGUUCUGUCCAAAGCCUGCAGUGACUUCUUGUUAGGAAUGAUAGAUCUUGGUAACUGCCUGUCACUAUUGGCCCUCGCUGAAGCGUAUGGCUCAGACUCCCUCCUCCAAAGUGCCAUGGACUUUGUGGUUCAAAACUUCCAAGACCUUUCCAACACCCAAGACUUCCUGGACAUGCAGGUGAAUGUGUUGGAGGAUUGCCUCAGGUCAGAUGCCCUCUGUGUGCCCAGUGAGGAGGCUGUGGUCAUGUCACUUCUAAAAUGGAUCCACCGAGACAUUCCAGGAAGACAGAAGCUGCUACCCGCAUUGUUAUCUCUGACGAGGCUUCACCAGCUACCACAACAUGCACUUGAGACUCUUCAUGACUCAGAUCUGCUUAGCGGCAAUCAUUCCUGUAUGGCUCUGAUCUCAGCGGCUCAAAAUAGACAGAGUCAGCACUGCGGCCUAUUCACCGAUGCCAGGCCUGCCACCACACAAAGCUACAUUUACAUCCACAAGACGGAGGAGAACGGAGAGAUCCGACACUCUUUCUGCUACUGCCUGGAAACAGACCAGUGGAAGGAACUUGGAAUGGACCAGGCGGAUGGAAUGAGCACAGUGCCAGACCUGCCCGGCUCCCACCUGACUAGCUAUGCCGAGAAGAUGUUUAUCACUGGAGGUUGCCGUGGAAACUGUUUCCGAGCAGUACGAAUCCACGUGGCAGAGCCUUUCCAUGAUGCUACCGAUGAGGUUUGGUGCUUCUCCCCUGUAACUAGAACCUCCACACCGGCUCCAGCGAUGCCCAGACCCCGAACCAUGCACACAGCAGUGGUCUGUAUGGACCGAGUUUAUGUCAUUGGGGGGCGGACGAAGGGAUCCACAGGGGCUUCUCCCAGUCUACUAGAGGUGGAGUAUUAUAACCCAUUGGCCAAGAGCUGGUUUUCAGUCAGUCCACUGCCAACUGCAAUCUUCUAUCCUGAGGCCAGUGCUUGUGGCAGCAUUAUCUACACUUUGGGAUCAGAGGUGGAGAUAACAGACUCCUUCAAUCCCUCACUGGACUGUUUCUUUAGCUAUGACGCCCAACAGGACCAGUGGUGCCGCCUGGUGGCAGAGUUUGGCCAGUUUUUCCAUGCGACGCUAGUCAAGGCCGUGUCAAUUAAUCAAACACUGCACCUCUGUGACCUGUCCACUUACAAGGUGUUCAGUUUCUGCCCACAGACAUGUGUGUGGAAGGGCGAGGGGUCAUUUGAGUGUGCAGGGUUCAACGCUGGAGCAGUUGGUACAAGAGAGAAAAUUUACAUCUUAGGUGGAGACUAUUCCCCUGAUGAGAUUACAGAUGAAGUCCAGGUCUACCAUAGUGACAGGAGUCAAUGGGAGGAAGUGACGCCCAUGCCCAGAGCCCUGACUGAAUUCCACUGCCAGCUCAUCAGCUUUAACAGGCACACAAACCCAUGGAGAGACAUAGAAUGAUGCACACAGGUGGCAAGCAGACUCUACAAUCUUGUAAAAAGCAUAGUCAUCAAUGAUGUUGGAAGCAAAUUGUAACUAACUAACUAACUCUCACAAACACCACAUCCACUCCCAAAGAUCAUCUUCCCACUUUACCAUAAACAAACAACCAUUCACACUCACAUUCACACACAAAUUAGUCUUCGGUGAACCAAAAAUGCAUAUUUUUGGA